UAUAACUUGAUCAACUUUCAAUGUUAUUGGCACUCACACACUGUAUGGGAGACCAUCAAGUGGCUCUUCCCAAGUGGUCAUGAGUCAGGAUGGGAACAUGGUUGUGCUUGUUUCCAUGGGGUCAAGAUGGAUAAAGCAGACAGUAUAGAGGGGGUUUGUGAGGAGUAUUGUUAUAGAAUACUAGAUUUUGCAGUGCGCACUAUAGAGAGUCAUCUCUCUAUAGGCUCGUAUCUCAUCAUUUCUACAUUGACCUUAUCACUGUCCAAAGGUAGGUGUGACCCUAUAGAGACAUAUGCUACAUGUGCGACCAUCAGCACUUAUCUGCAUUGCAUGUGCCACUUGCACACAUUAUAA
Molecule: messenger RNA, 354 nt
Organism: Suillus clintonianus
Lineage: Eukaryota; Fungi; Basidiomycota; Agaricomycetes; Boletales; Suillaceae
Exons: 1
Source: RefSeq, a predicted model, not a curated record